Toxotes jaculatrix (banded archerfish) is the source of this 1942-nucleotide messenger RNA. RefSeq names its product family with sequence similarity 49 member Bb (gene cyribb). The coding region runs from base 237 to 1214 and encodes 325 amino acids. Gene Ontology annotation, molecular function: small GTPase binding. The record is from RefSeq and is a predicted model, not a curated record. Gene Ontology annotation, biological process: regulation of actin filament polymerization; positive regulation of T cell activation. The transcript has 12 exons. NCBI's taxonomy places the organism in Eukaryota, Metazoa, Chordata, Actinopteri, Toxotidae.
GCCACAAUGACGCUCGAUAACUAACCCGGAAACAGCAGCCGCAAAUCGCUUUUCUUCUCCUCUCAGCUCGUACCGCUGGCUCCUAGCGUGGUAUCCAGCCCCGUCGACUCCUCUGUUUCUCUGCGAGCAUCAAGAGGCUGACCUCUGCUGGAGGACUGUGACCCGGGGCCACCUGCCAGGCUGGGCCUCCCUGCUCCUGACUGACAGUCAUACAGCUCCACUGCUGGUAUCGUAACAUGGGGAACCUACUGAAAGUUUUGACAUGCACAGAUCUGGAACAGGAGCCCAAUUUUUUCCUCGAUUUUGAAAAUGCCCAGCCCACAGAUGCAGAGCGAGAGGUGUGGGAGGAGGUGGAUGUGGUGCUAAAGGACGCGAAGGGGAUCCUGGACGAGCUGCAGGCAUACAAGGGAGCGGGGCAGGAGAUCAGAGAGGCGAUCCAGAAUCCCACCGAUGAGGCGUUACAGGAGCAGGCGUGGGCGGCUGUGGUUCCCUUAGUGGGGAAGCUGAAGAAGUUCUAUGAGUUCUCCCAGAGGUUAGAGGCGGCGCUGCAUAGCCUCCUGGGAGCUCUGACCAGCGAGACUUACGACGACACCACUCAGCACCUGGAGCGGGAGCAGGCGCUGGCCAAGCAGUUCGCCGAGAUCCUGCACUUCACACUGCGCUUUGAUGAGCUUAAAAUGACAAAUCCUGCCAUUCAGAAUGACUUCAGCUACUAUAGGAGAACGCUGAGCCGGAUGCGGAUCAACAACGUACCGGCCGAGGGUGAAAAUGAAGUCAACAACGAACUGGCCAAUCGGAUAUCUCUCUUCUACGCUGAUGCCACGCCCAUGCUGAAGACAUUAAGUGAUGGCACAACAAAGUUUGUGUCAGAGAACAAGAACCUGCCUAUCGAAAACACAACAGACUGCUUAAGCACAAUGGCGACAGUGUGUAAAGUGAUGCUGGAAACACCGGAGUACCGCAGCAGAUUCAGCAGCGAGGAGACGGUGUCUUUCUGCCUCAGAGUCAUGGUCGGGGUCAUCAUCUUGUAUGACUAUGUCCAUCCUGUAGGAGCCUUCGCCAAGUCAUCCAAAAUCGAUAUGAAAGGCUGCAUCAAAGUCCUCAAAGAUCAGCCUCCGAACAGUGUAGAAGGCCUUCUCAACGCUCUCAGGUACACAACCAAGCAUCUGAAUGAUGAAUCAACCAACAAGGCUAUCAAGAGCAUGCUGCAGUAGGACUGAGCUGCUACAACUGCUUGCCUCACACCCUGCUGGGAGGGGAGACGCCACUCUCCUGACUGAUGUCGGUGCACAGAAUGUUUUUUUCUUUCUUUCUUUUUUUUUUUAAAUGGAAAAAGAGCUACAGCUCCGCCCUCUUUUAUAAUGCAAAAUGCUACUGCCGUGAUGAACGUCUUUUUCUGUGCCAAAAAGAUGUUGCUGUAAUGUUUUCGAUAAAAGGCCAUGCAACAAUGGCAGCUAAUGAAAGCAUUGUAGAUCCUCUGGUGUUUUUAAAAAAUGUCUUGUUUUUCCCUAUAUAAGGGACGGGAGUGCUUUGACUUGAAAAUUUACAAGAGAGAGAUAUAUAGAGAAGUAUAUAUUAUUUUUGUUUGAUUCGUUAUUUAAUAUUACAUCUUCUGCAUGAUGAAAAUGAUGUCUUUUCCUUCUAUUUAAAAAAAAAAACUAAUGGUUCAGUUUAAUUUGUCUGCUCUGUUGUGCAUUAUUAAAUGUUUUGUUAUUGAAAUGGUACUUGUCAAAAUGAGAUUUAAGAGUACUGUUUUUUUUUAUAUUUUUUAUAGGUUUUAAUUUGUGCAUAUGUUUUUUUUUUCUUAGUUGUGUUGUAUUUUUCAUUUGAAAACUUUAAACUGUGAUUUGUGCUAAAUCAAAUUAAAAUUGGGAGUCUGUACUGUAAAUGGACAGUAUGCUGUGGCUGGAGAAAUUAAAACGAGAUCUCUUGUUUUCUACAA